AUGAAGGCAGACGCGGAAGAAGCUUUGUGUCAAACCCUGGCUCAUGUUUCCACCAAAAGUAACGCUGCAGGCAAUUUGGCAAAAUCUUUACUGAUUAUCAUUGACGUCCAUCUCAAUGUAAGACACAUGCAAGAUUUCUGGGCUUCUCUUCACAUUCAAGAAGAAAAAGCUAAAACUCGUAUAAAAGAAGCACUAUUGAUCGAGAAAAAGAAACAGAAAACUAUUCACGUGCAGUCAAACGUUAUCGAUGAGCACCUUCACGCAAGCGAUGAAUCAAAAAUCGAAUUUAUUAUGGAAGCUUCUAACUAUGAUGGAGUAGAUGAAACCGGAUACCGCACACCAGAACAACAAAUGACGCUGGAUGACGAAGAAAAAGAAAGCUCACGAUAUAGCCUUUCCCAAGACGCAUUCAUAGCCGACCACUAA
Paraglomus brasilianum is the source of this 426-nucleotide messenger RNA. The record is from the annotation of a GenBank genome assembly. Lineage: Eukaryota; Fungi; Glomeromycota; Glomeromycetes; Paraglomerales; Paraglomeraceae.